UGACAGCUGAGAGAAACCAAACAAAACAAAUAUCUGCAGCAGCCGACGCCCAAACAAUAAUUAUUUUCAGAAAUAUAAGGCGUGUCCAGGGCGUGUCGCGCUACCUAAAAUAAUAGUACUGUACCGCUGAUCUUACUAUUGCACACCACGACCUGGAGUCAUUCGGACGUCCGCAACCAGUUAAUAUCGCUAGGUUAUUACAGAUCAUUGUUUUUUUUUGUUUUUAACUAAAAUUUUACAAACUUAACCAUCGCAUUUGUUAAAUGGAGUGAUUUUAUUAAGUUCCCAUCAGUUUUGGGCAAGGCAUCAGUUAACAAUGGUCUCUACACGGGGGCUACGAUAUAAAUUCACUGAGGGGGAACGAGUCCUGUGCUACGAGCCAGACCCUACUAAAGCCAAGGUGCUUUAUGAUUCCAAGGUUCUUGAAGUCGUAGAGAGCAAAGACAAACGAGGGCGUAGAACUGUUGAGUAUCUAAUCCAUUUCCAAGGAUGGAACUCUUCGUGGGAUCGCUGUGUCAGUGAAGACUUCGUUCUCAAAGAUACAGAGGAAAAUCGACAGCUGCAACGUGAUUUAGCUGAAAAAUCACAGCUUCAGUUAGGGGCUUACUUGUACCGUCGGGAACGAAAGAAGGGUGGUAGUACAAGCGCCGCCGGGGCGGGGCCCGCCAAGCGCACCCGUCAUGGCUUUAGCGACGACGGCUCUUCGACAAGUACCCAGCCAGACGAAGUCGAAACGGCCGACACGGAUUCAUCGUCUGCUUCGGCUGCCAACUCUCAGCCUCGUUCUCCGCCGCCUAACAAUAACCCUCCAGUCGGGAGAGCUCACAUCACGUUACCAUUCCCUAUCAGGGAUCGGCUCACGUUCGAUUUCCACAUAGUGGUGAAACGCGGUCGGCUGUCUAGACUGCCGGCCAGCCCCUGUGUUGUCGAGAUCCUAGAGUCGUUCGUGAAAUGGUAUGCGCGCGCCGGGGCCUGGCACCAGCCGAGGGCGCGGCACGACCCGCCACAAAGGCCAGACCUACAGGACGUCUCAUGCAGGUUAAACCUUGUACGUGAAGUCGCGGACGGGAUCCGUGUGUACUUCGACUUCAUUCUCCGCGGCCAUCUCCUCUACAAGCAAGAACUGCAUCAGUACCAUGAGAUCUGCGGGAAAUUCAUAGACGAGCAAGAAGGUGAGAAACUGAAAUAUGUGUUUGAAGAAGAAGAAUGUCACUCCCAGGACGAGUCCACCGUCGUUUCGGUCGAAGAAGAUCUCAAGAGCCCAAAGAUACCCGAGUAUUCUCACUUGCCGCCGGAUCCAACCGACUGCGAAAAUAAUGAAGAAAACUGGAUUUUCAAUUUUGAAGAGGAAGAGAUCGAAGAAGGUUCUGUAACUAUGGAAGAGAACAAUCAGGAGGACGAAGAAGUGAUGACCGGUGAAAGCGUCGAGAAAGAAACUUCUAAGACUGAUUCGGCCGCCGAGGAGACCGUCGCUGAUGACGUCAGCGAGGACGGCGCCCCCGCCCCCGCCUCCGCCCCCGCCGGCGCCGCGCGUCGCAUCGGAGCCAGGAGGCUUCGUUCUCACAAGUCCGUUGUUUCGCAAUCUGAAAACGAGGAGCCGGCACCUUCGACCUCGACUGGCGAACCGAGGACAUUCGAAACACUUUCCUCCAGGUUAGUUUUACAAAAAUUUUUCAGCGUGGGAAGUAGCGGCUCGUCCAUGAGCGAAGGUUGGACCCAUCCACCGAAAACAGCUCCCGUAUCCACCAGCACUCGCACUCCGCUCUCGCUGCUCUUGGAAAAGGUCGCUAAAUGGCAAAUGAUUCCUCGCGACGGCACCGAACACUUGCCGUGCCGCGUCUACGGCGCUAUUCAUCUUGCCCGCCUCUUUGUGCGAUUACCGGACUUUUUAAACGCUUCUCAAAUGCCGGACUGCAAGCUGCGGCUCAUUGUCAGGCACAUUGACAUGUUUGUUCAGUAUCUGAACGAACACAGCGAGUGGUUCGGCGAAUCUUACUACGUGGCAGACAGCAUCUCGCGAUCUCAUUAAUAACUUAACCACUUUCAAUAUUACUUAUCAAGUCUUUUGGCCUCAUCUCAUAAUAAUAAUAAUAAUCAAUAAUCGUAUUUUAGUUUCACUACAUAACUACUAGUAGUUUACGGAGUAAUCAUUGCAUUAGUUGAACGAUUCUCUGAGUAUAUUAUUAUUGUAUUAGUAGCUUCUUAUAACUCAUAUUUGGAGCCGGCGUAAUUGUAACAUCUGUCACCGUCCAGGUAAAAGAAAAAAUAUUAUCAAUUUUUUCUUAGGGAAUAAGUCGAAACUGAAACAAGUGACUUCUUAAAACGCCUUUCGUAGUGUUUGUUGAGUAGUCAUAAAGACAUAAUCAACUAGGUUUAUGUACUUGUAGUGUUGCAUUGAAACAAAUGCUUCUAAUGUAAUCUUUGUAUUGAUGAAAAGAAAAAAAAAGGAUUGUGUGCUUUUAUGAAACCACGGUAAAAGUGAAACUUUUUUUCACAUUAUAGACAUUUAACUCUGACAAACAACAUUUACAUUAAACACUGACAAAAACAAAAACAAAAUAGCGUGGAGCACUGGAACAAAUUAGUAAUAGUCUAUACACUACACGGUCAGCUGCUGCGAACUAUAGGCGCCGCCAUAUUGGCCUUGGCUGCUCUGACGAGCGCCUUUCACUUUAUCCCUACUCCGCGGCCGACCGUCACGCGACAUGCAACAGACAGAUGAAAAAGUUUGAGUCGAUGUAAUAAAAGUUUCACUUUGGCUAUUUAUCGUAAUAACGUUUUUUGCCAAAAUAUUAUAUACUUUACGUACUUAUGUAGGUAUGUGUAGUUUCCCUAUGGCCGUGUAAUACGAGGCUUGUUUUUCAUUACAGGAUAUGUUUAUGUCAGUAAAUGAAGGGGCGUUUUCAGCCAGGAUAAUUUAAUUAAAUGGAUUGUGAGGUAGUCCGAUAAUUCUGUAGCGCGCAAUUAAAUAAUAUGCUUUUGUAUAUUAUGUGCAAUGUUGUCGCACAUCGGUAGCUACAAAUAGAAGCCGCCUAAGGAUGCAAUGGCUGACCGAAUUUGUUGGUCGUGUAGACAGCUAUUAGCACUUUGCCAUUGUUUUUAUUACCUUGAAAAACCAGCCUCGGAUCAAUCGAACGAUUAAAGCUUAAUUCUCUUGCUAAUUUCAAAAUACACAUUUAAACAGUAUUAGCGAAUAAUAGUUUAGGACUGUUAUUAGUAGACGGGCUUACGUACUGAAUGAUGUCGUUCGAAAUAAGAACAACUUAUCUAUAUAUGUAUUCUCAUAUUCUAAUCAUUUUCGUUAUGUCAGUUUAAUUUAAAAAAUUAUAUGGUUCGUCAUCGAAAAUCAAUACUAAAUUAAUUUAUGUUUUGUUUAUUAGGCAUUAAGUUAUGUAUUUGUUUAUUUCAAGAAUAAUUUUAACUGUUACCUAAAUUUAUAUUUUAUGAAAACUUCACUCGAUCGGUAUUAGAAUAUUGUGUGUGUAAUCUAUGGUCUGAAUAGAGGCUUCAGAGUUACACUUGUACUACUAAAUUUCCUUAUACUCGCAUUUUUAGAUAUUAGGUUUGUGUUUUGUUUUGAGAAAAACUUUUUAGUUGUAAGUGGUACCUACCGUCACUAGUCCUCAGAGUUGUAAGGUUUGAUGCAGAGUCGCUCCUCUUCGCUGUGUGCUUAGUGCGAGUUUUUUAACGUUCUCGAUAGCGUAAAAGUUAGUCCAAAUUUGUACGCAGUAGGAACAGCGCCCCUAGCGGCAAACGAUCCCAUUCCAUGCAAAUAUGAGCUAACUUUUACGCUAUCGAAAACGUUAAAAAAUUCGCACUAAGCACACCGAACGCACAGAGGACUGAUGAAAGAGAACCCUUCAAAAACUGUAAUAACAGCCACAAUGAAAACAGGAAACAAUUAACAAAUAUAUUUGGCAUCCGUUGAUAACAUAAAAGUUGAAAGUCGCAUAUCAUAUUUUAUCGAAAAUUGUGUAAUCAGGAUCUACAAAUCGAUUUAAGAAAUUAGAAAUAGUCUACCAAUAUAUUUCGUAAAAAUCAUAACUAAAAAUGUUAAAAGUAACUUAUGCAUUUUUUAAGACCAAUCAGGACAUUUUUAGAAAUUAUUUCAAGUUCAUGUCAUUGAUUUCUCUACUUAAUACUCUUAAGAAAUUUUGCAACUAUGUAUAUCCAAUUCUAUUUUUUACCACCAGAAAACGAUUUCGACAAGAGUUCAAAUUUAAAAAGGGGUUCUCGGUUAAGGAAGCAUGUGCAUUUAUUUAAAAUAAAAGUAAUGUUUUUAAUGAUCUCGUGAAAGAAAAGUGGAAAGGCUAUUGGAAAGUGUUCCAAUAAAUAUGUUAACUGUAACGUCAUGAACGCACUGAGGCAACAUCUGUGAUUUGUGUCAACUGAUUCUCUUUACGUAAUUAAGUUUAUCGUAACAAGUAUCAGUUUUAAUUUUAGCAUUUUACCUUUUAUUUUAGUUGAAAGGACGACUUCAAAUAUAUACUUCAGCGUAACUCCAAAA
This is a messenger RNA of Bombyx mori (domestic silkworm), 4507 nucleotides long. It is a transcript of the gene msl-3, whose product is annotated as male-specific lethal 3. Gene Ontology annotation, biological process: regulation of DNA-templated transcription; chromatin organization. The record is from RefSeq and is a predicted model, not a curated record. Gene Ontology annotation, cellular component: nucleus; MSL complex; NuA4 histone acetyltransferase complex. The transcript has 13 exons. Lineage: Eukaryota; Metazoa; Arthropoda; Insecta; Lepidoptera; Bombycidae. The coding region runs from base 317 to 2029 and encodes 570 amino acids.